Messenger RNA from Raphanus sativus (radish), 2511 nucleotides. RefSeq lists its product as uncharacterized. Bases 1 to 2511 code for a protein of 836 amino acids. The record is from RefSeq and is a predicted model, not a curated record. Lineage: Eukaryota; Viridiplantae; Streptophyta; Magnoliopsida; Brassicales; Brassicaceae. The transcript is spliced from 5 exons.
AUGCUGGAGAAAGCGUGGGUUAAUUUGUCCAGACUUGAUCCUGCUUAUGAAAAGGGUGCAUGGGACUUUGUCAGAGCUGUUUCUGCCGUUAGAGGAGAUAGUCAGUUGAUCAUUUGCCCUUGUAAAGACUGUCGCAACGUUGAUCGUCAUUCAGGCAUUGAUGUAGUUGAUCAUCUUGUGAGGCGUGGAAUGGAUGAGGAUUACAAGCGGCGUAAGGACUGGUAUCAUCACGGAGAGUUGAGCUCAGUGGAGGCUGAAGUAGGGAUGAAAGGAAAUCAGUUAAACGAAGAGAUUGUUGGGUUAUACAGAGCUGCUGAGACUAAGUAUGGUUGUUCUGAUUUCUGCGAGAUGGAAGAGGUAGAAGACAGGAAAGAAGAUGAGUUCUUGGCAAAGAUAGUAGACGCCGAAACACCAUUAUAUCCAAACUAUGCAAACCAUAGCAAGCUCUCUGCCAUCGUGUCAUUGUUUAGAUUGAAGACUCAGAAUGGCUGGUCUGAUAAGAGCUUCAAUGAUCUACUUGAGACAUUGCCGAAGAUGUUACCUGAGGAGAACGUGCUUCAUUCAUCAAUGUACGAUGUGAAGAAAUUCUUGAAGACGUUCGGUAUUGGUUAUGAAAAAAUUCAUGCCUGUGGCAACGAUUGCUGUCUCUUCAGAAGAAAGUUGAAGAAGCUUGAUAAUUGUCCCAAAUGCAAGGCUUCAAGGUGGAAGAUAAACAAGAAGACUGGUGAGGUGAAGAAAGGGGUCGCGCAGAAAGUAUUAAGGUACUUUCCAAUCAUUCCGAGGCUGCAGAGGAUGUUUAGGUCUGAGGAAAUGGCGAAAAACUUAAGGUGGCAUGCUAGUAACCGUAGCACCGAUGGGAAACUCAGACACCCUGUAGAUUCAGUGACAUGGAAACAAAUGGAUGACAAAUAUCCUUUAUUUGCUGCUGAGGAGAGGAAUAUUCGACUGGGAUUAUCUACUGAUGGAUUUAAUCCUUUCAGCAUGCAGAACAGUAAGUACAGUUGUUGGCCUGUGUUGUUACCUGGUAACAUCAUUGAUGUCUACUUAGAGCCUCUAAUAGAGGAUCUAAACAAGUUGUGGAGCUUAGGAGAGUCGACAUAUGAUGUGGUGAGUAAAUCUGUUUUUACUCUCAAGGCAAUGCUUAUGUGGACGAUUAAUGAUUUCCCAGCCUAUGGAAAUCUAGCUGGUUGCAAAGUGAAGGGGAAAAUGGGCUGCCCUGUAUGCGGGAAGGACACAGAUAGUAUGUGGAUGAAGUUCUGUAGGAAACAUGUUUACAUGUCCCAUAGAAAAGGUCUUCCACCAACGCAUAGGUAUCGGAUAAAGAAGACUUGGUUUGAUGGAAAAGCUGAACAUGGAAGAAAGUCUAGGAUACUGUCGGGUCAUGACAUAUCCAAUAAUCUGAAAAACUAUGUCAACAAUUUUGGGAAUGGAAAAGAAUAUGGGAUGAAGAGGAAAAGGACCGCCAUUGUUGAUGAAGAAAAAACUGUGGAAGACGUUUCCAGUGAAUCAGAGGCAGAUGAAGAAGAUAAAGUUGAUGUUGAGGAGUUAUCUAGAUGGAAGAAAAGAUCAAUAUUUUUUGAACUGCCAUAUUGGGAGGACCUGCCCGUAAGGCAUAACUUGGACGUUAUGCAUAUAGAGCGAAAUGUUGGAAAUAGCAUUGUCUCCACAUUACUGCACUGCGGGAAAUCAAAAGAUGGACUCAAUACUCGUAAAGAUCUGGAACAUCUUGGAAUUAGGAAGGAUCUUCACCCCAGCAUCAAAGGAAAAAGAACGUACCUGCCAGCAGCACCUUGGUCGUUGUCAAAGUCUGAAAAGAAAGUCUUCUGUAAGCGUCUUUUUUAUUUCAAAGGACCUGAUGGAUAUUGCUCAAAUAUAUCAAGGGGCGUUUCAUUAGAAGAUUGCAAGGUAUCAAGACUCAAAUCACACGACUAUCAUGUUCUGAUGCAGCAAUUACUCCCGGUUGCCAUCAGAGGUUUAUUGCCAAAAGGCCCUAGAUUAGCAAUACUACGCAUGUGUGCAUUCUUCAACCGCUUAUGUCAGCGUGUAAUUGAUGUUGAGCAGAUUUCAGUAAUGGAAGCUGAAAUUGUAGAAACUCUCUGCAUGUUUGAGAGAUUCUUUCCUCCAAGUUUCUUUGACAUAAUGGUUCAUCUGACAGUUCAUCUAGGAAGGGAAGCAAGACUUUGUGGUCCAGUCCACUUCCGGUGGAUGUAUCCAUUCGAGAGGUACAUGAAAGUACUGAAAGAAUAUGUUAGAAAUACCGCGAGGCCAGAAGGAUGUAUUGCUGAGUCAUACCUAGCAGAAGAGUGCAUGCGGUUUUGUAGUGAGUUUCUUAAGAAGACAACAAGUGUAGAGGAAAAACUAGAUAGGAAUACUGAUUAUGAGAGCCAGUCAAUCCUAGAGGGACGACCAAUAUCGGCAGCCACUUCAGUUAAUCUGUCUGAAACAGAGAAGAGAAUUGCCCACCUCGCUGUCAUUCAGAAUACGUCUGUGGUUGACCCCUAUGUUGAGUAA